Molecule: messenger RNA, 2466 nt
Organism: Conger conger (European conger)
Lineage: Eukaryota; Metazoa; Chordata; Actinopteri; Anguilliformes; Congridae
Gene: fance
Product: FA complementation group E
Exons: 10
Coding region: 613-2148 (511 amino acids)
Biological process (GO): interstrand cross-link repair
Cellular component (GO): Fanconi anaemia nuclear complex
Source: RefSeq, a predicted model, not a curated record
AGAAUUUCAAAUCUACAGUAGCUCUGCACUGCACCGUUAUUUCAUUGUGUGCGCCUGCGCCAUAGUGCGCGCGCGCUGGAGCUCAAACCCAAACUUCCGUUGGAAGCACCAAACUUUGAUGCACUCUAUGGUUGGAAGACGAAAGCCGGAAGUUUGGUUUUGUCAAAUGGUUUGAAUUCACUUUCGUGAGGCGCUAUAUUACUAGCCAGUAAAGUAGGACAGCACCGAUAAAUUGAAGCAAAUGGUCAAUGAUCGAAAUUAUUUCAAUACAUGUUACCGCAUACACGAAGGAAAGUUUGAAUAAAUUCCCGUCUUGACGUUCGCCAGAUUGGCUGGCUAGAAGCAACCACGUUUUUGCUCAUAAUUUAGGGCUACUAAAUGAUUAAUGACGGUAUCCAACGUCUUGUCAUUUAGUCCGAAUGGAACAUUAUAGAAAGAGGGAUCAUUGGCUAGCUUGGAUCUGAUCGUUGGUCGUUUUAGUUUCCGCGAAUAAGUUCGCAUGUAAAGCAAAUUUGGCGAUGCUAGUCAGCGAUCACGGCUCUCACCUUGUGUGCUGUCACUUCAUGAAUUCAUUUUGGUGUUAAGAUUUGAAGGCAUCACUCACGCAAUGGAAUGGAUGCAGAUGCUCUUUUGCAGCGGUUUGACGGACGCUCCAGGCUGCUUCUGCGGUCGCUGCUAUCGUGUAGCAGAGCAGAUCGCAGGGCGCUAUGGGUGUUCUACCGUCUGCGACGAUGUGAACCGGACCUCUUCAUGCAUGAUUGUCUGGACACCCUGUGCCAAGACGAACCGUGUUUGGACGGGGAAGCUUUAACUCUGCCAUUGGUGUGUCUGUUCCCCGUUGCCUUCAAACGCAAUCUGUUGUCCUUCCUGCACCUGGUCCACCCCAUGCUCCCCACACCUGGCUUGGUCCGCCUGUUGGACUGCCUCACUCGGGACCCCAGCCACGACCCAUGGAUUUCGGCACUGCUUGGACAGCUAGGCCGGGACCUGCACCCGCAGGCCUGCAGCAAGCACCCUCUGCUCACCCCACAGGGCAGAGACAGACUGGGGGAGCUGUGUGCCAGACUGGCGCCCUGUGGAGGAGGGGGGCCCGGGGGGAGCGUUUCCUGGUCUAGCAGGCUGGCCGCCGUGGCCCUUCCGGGCCCUGGGUCUCAGAGGAAGAGGACCAGCGAAAGCGCGGGGUUUGACAUUGAGGGGGAGGCAGCGGCGCUCCAAAGCAAGAGGAGGAGGCUGGACCGGGCUGGUGAGGAGGCGCUGCCUUCAGAAACUGACGGACUUCAGCAGGGAGGCUCGCACCUGGCGGGUGACCUUGAGAUUGUUCCCAUGGAGACCGUGUCCUUGGAAGGUGGCGUGGCACCACAGCCGCUAUCACCUGCGGGUGCGAGUAGCGUUCUAUCCGAGAACAUAAAGGCUUCCAUUCCUCGAAUCAAGGAACUGUUGGAGACGGAGUGGGAUGAGGGCUCCUCUUCAGUCCUCCAAGUGCUGAAUGAAUGCGACCCAUCUCAGGUGGAGCUCUUAUGCGAAGCUCUUUGUCUGUCAGAGGUGCCAGAGCCGACUCUUCCUCAGUUCAUCACCUCAUUACUGGCCCUGUCUCCAGACCUCAGCUUUAGCACGGCUGCUACGCUAAUCAGAAACCUCUUCUGCGGAAAGGUUCACGGUCUGUCAGAACCUGCUUCACGUUGCCUGGUUACUGCAGUGACUUCACUCUGCAGCCGGUACCCCCGCUCAACCUGCUCUGCUCUCAUUGGCCCGGUCCUGGAGGCGGGGCAAACGGGCAGUGCACAAGCUGAGCUGCUCUGUAGGCUGAUCGAGGACUGUCUGGAACCCCAUUAUCAGAUCCUGGUGUUCGAACAGGUGUUGGCGGUGCCGUGGGGUGAGGGUGUGUUGUCUGUCCUCCACACUCUGCUGGACUGUCAGCUGGAGCUCAGUGAGGCCACAUUCUCUCUCUUCACCGCCCGGCUGAGCCAGCAGGCACCUCCGUUCGCCACCUCAAUGAAGUUUGCAAAAAUGGUGUUGACCGUGCUCACCAAGUACCACAGCCAUGUGAAUACGGCACACAAGCAUUCCCUGGCCUGCUGCCUGGACCAGAACCAGACCUUUCUGAAGAAGUCCCUUCAAGCUGCCUUGAAAAGAAUCAGCCCAUCUUAACAGCCCAAAGACUUGUUGUGCUGCAGUGCAUUCUGGGAGAACUGAAGAGGACCGGCCUGUCCUAACAGGCCUAAAGACUGCAGUGCAUUCUUAGAGUUCACUGAGGGCACUUUUGGCAGAUCUUUUGAGCUGUGCCUCCCUGUUAUAUUGUCUGCACUGAAGAAUGAGAAGCAUUGUUUGUAUUGCAAAUAUUUGAGUUUUUGUUAAGUGAAUCUUCUUAAUAUGUGAUGUUGUUUUUACGUUGAAGGUGCUUUCUUUUCCAGUCAAUGGAAAUGUAUUUGAACUAUUUGACAGCAAAAUAAAUAACCACAAAUUCCA